Messenger RNA from Syngnathoides biaculeatus (alligator pipefish), 2816 nucleotides. It is a transcript of the gene eif5a2, whose product is annotated as eukaryotic translation initiation factor 5A2. Gene Ontology annotation, biological process: positive regulation of translational termination; positive regulation of translational elongation. The coding region runs from base 140 to 601 and encodes 153 amino acids. The transcript is spliced from 5 exons. The record is from RefSeq and is a predicted model, not a curated record. NCBI's taxonomy places the organism in Eukaryota, Metazoa, Chordata, Actinopteri, Syngnathiformes, Syngnathidae. Gene Ontology annotation, molecular function: translation elongation factor activity; RNA binding; ribosome binding.
GCGAGGUGAUUGGCUCCGCCUUUGGGGACCUUGCACACGUGACCAGAUACCUGUACUUCCGCCAUACAAAAAGCGGCGCAGGCGGAUUGGCCACUCUUUUUCUUUUUUGGGCGUCAGUAGGAAGUGCAGCAGGCUGAGCAUGGCGGACAUAGACUUCGACGGCGGGGAAUCUGGGGCUUCUGCCACGUACCCCAUGCAGGCUUCCGCUCUGAGAAAGAACAACUACGUCAUGCUCAAAGGGCGUCCCUGUAAGAUUGUUGAAAUGUCGACCUCCAAAACUGGCAAGCACGGACAUGCCAAGGUUCACCUCGUUGGGCUUGACAUUUUCACUGGCAAGAAGUAUGAAGAUAUUUGUCCAUCAACCCAUAACAUGAAUGUCCCAAAUGUGGUGAGGGUUGACUACCAGGUCCUAGGAUGUAACGACGGUUUUUUGAGCCUGAUGGACGACUCUGCAGAGACCAGGGAUGACCUUAGAUUACCGGAUGGCGAUCUGGCCAAAGAAAUUGAAAAGAAAAUAGAGUCUGAUGAUCCUUUUCUGGUCACCGUGUUGAAGGCUUUAAGUGAGGAGCAAGUAGUCGCCAUCAAGGCACAAACCAGUUAGAGCCGAGCUAUUCUUUAGCUGCUACGCCCCACCGCCUCCGUCGCACAUUUCCUCUCCGAGGGGGUCACCUCAAAUGUGGAUCUGAAUCGGGGCAGGUUCUUUUCUUUCUUUUUUUUUUUUUUUUUUUUUUUUUUGUAACUAUGCAACUUGGCCCCUAGUGACUGGCAGUGGAUGAAGUUGACAUAGAAUUAUGUCUAAAGUAUGUGGUUUUAUUAUUAGUUAUUAUGAUUCAUAGACCCCCCCCCAACAAAAAAGACCAUUCAUAGACAUUUAUGAACGAUUCAUGAAUGCCUAUGAAUCUGAAUUUCAAUAAGUCAAAAUUUAAUAAGUGGUUUUAUUUUAACUGCCUGGGAUACGCUAAAGGGAAAUUUACAGUUUUUAAACGGCCUCACUUCAUUGAUCCCUCCUCGCCCACAUCGCUAAUAAAAUUCAGAGCGGGCGCCGUUACUAUAAACAAACUUGACACCGGCCACCGCUGCUCAAUGUUAUCGAUUCAAAGUUGUUUUUUUCUUGGCAAGUACAAUUAAUUGUCGGCAGCGAUAAAGCCGCGCUAAGUGCGCCACCGUCCACGACGCAAAAUAUUGACACUGUCGAUCACGCCCGCUGCCUUCGAUCGGCGUUCUUUCCCUGGGCGCGGUGAUUGUAAUCAUUUUAGAGGUAGAAAGUGGGACUGAUUAUUUGUAUUUUAUAUUUUCCACAGAUCAUAUAACUACUUUCAGGUGGGAUGAAAAUGGUUUUAAAUUCAACAUGACCCUUUAGUAAUAAUAAUUUAUACGUGUCAAAAUAGGGAGUAAUAACUGUAUACGAAGUUCUAUACAUUUUAUUUAAUACUAUCAUUUGAACAGAAAGUGAAAUGUCAAAUAUGUAUUAAAAAACAGUGAAAGUUCUUUUCAGGGGUCUAUGAUAAGUCUUGCCAACCUUAUUCUUCCACACACACUCCAGUCUUGCUUUAAUUGCCGAAGUUUCACAUCAUGCGAGACGUUAAAAGCAUCCACACGUUUGUGAAAACUGCAGAAUUCUGAAAUGAUCAAGUUUUUCGUGUGCACUUGGUUGCUUUUAAGUUAACUUUUUUUUUUUUGUAACUUAAUGAAAAGUAAAUGCUACACAAUUUAAAGUGUGAGUUCUUGGUUUCAAGUUGUGGUAUACAGUAUAUAUUUUUUAAUUAUUAUGUUAGGUAAUAGGUGGAGGGAGAGUGGUAUACACUUAUUAGAUUUUUUUGGGGGGGGGGGCUGCGUGGUCUGUUAAAUGUUAUGUUAAUGUUUGUGCGGUUUUAACUGUCAGUGCGUCACGUUGUUGGGUUAUUGGACCUUGGCUGAAUGUUUACGUUUCCAUUUCAGAACCAAACUGGGGCGAUGUGCACUCAGUCUUUUCUUAACCAAUUGCAAAUAAAUACUCUUAUCCUCUCCUGUUAUGCUGGUCAAACUGUUACAAUUUUGUCCGAGUGUUAUCGUGCAAUGGACUGUCAUGGUUCAAACAACUUAUUUUUUUUAAUAUUUAAAAUGAAUUAAUGAUGAGAUGCCUUUAUUUGAAUCUUGCUUCCUUUCGGACAUACAAGCAAGCUGAGACCUAGGAACAUUGCACUUCCUGAAAAACAACAUAACAGGAGGGUGACAGCCAAUACUUAUCUCCCCCCCGCCCCAUCAUAUGUCCAUUUCUGAUAGGUAAUAAUAAAUUGUGCAGUCAUCAUCAUUAGUCGCUAAACCGUUUGAUUACCAUAACAUAGCAGGGCGAAAAAGACGGGCACUCUUGUUGACCGAGCAUCGGAUGGCAGUGGGCCGGUGUGACGGUCUAGAGCGCUCCCCGGUACCGAAAAGUCCCCUUGUGAUUAACGCGCGUGUGCAAAUAUUUUGUAAAUUUAACGCAGCGGAAAGACGAACACGGCGAAUGUACAUGUGUAUAUCUUUUUAUCAACAUCUGUUUUAAGGUUAGGUGAAGGGAAACAAGCCCUCCCUCUCCUGGAGUAUGGAAUAUAAUUCCCCCUCCGGUAUUGGAUUGGGGGUGCAAGGUCCAUCCCGCUGCGCCACCCACCUUCCUCACCUCCUCUGUGCUGUUGGCGCGGUAUGUUUGGGCACGCCGCUCAUUAUACUUCUGUUUGUUUUGGGAAAAGUCCAGUAGGUAGUUGUAGAAAACAGAAAUGUUUAUUGUUGCGUUCAAGAUGAAAAAAACUGUCAGUUGGUUGUUUUCAAAAAAAAAAAAAAAAAAAAAAAAGUACAAA